Messenger RNA from Didymodactylos carnosus, 492 nucleotides. Lineage: Eukaryota; Metazoa; Rotifera; Eurotatoria; Philodinida; Philodinidae. The record is from the annotation of a GenBank genome assembly.
AUGGAACCAAUGUUAACAUUAGGACGUUUUUUACAAAAAAUGAAUGAAUAUGAUAAAGCUGAACAUUAUUAUCGUUUGUUGAUGACACAACCUAAGAUAGACUAUUAUUUGGUUUCAUUGUUAUUCAUGAACAUUGGCACGUUAUUUGAUAAAAAACGCGCUAUUCAAAUGACACUAAAUGAUUUACCAUCGUCGUUAGAAAAUUAUGAAAAAGCCAUAAGUUUUGCUUCUGAACAUUUACCAAAAGUUCAUCUGUUAUUAAUCGGCAUUUAUAAUAAUUUUGCUAGUGCACUAAGUAUGAUCGAAGAUCGUGUAAAAGCACUAGAAUAUUUUCAAACUACAUUUGAUAUACAAGCACAAUUUUAUUGUUCUUCGACUGAACAUUUAGAUUUACCUGUAACAUUAAAUAAUAUCGGCCUCAUGUAUUAUAAAAUUAAACAAUAUCAAAACGCUUUAGAAUAUUUCGGUAACACUACUCUUGAGGAUUUUUAA